Molecule: messenger RNA, 2419 nt
Organism: Daktulosphaira vitifoliae (grape phylloxera)
Lineage: Eukaryota; Metazoa; Arthropoda; Insecta; Hemiptera; Phylloxeridae
Exons: 2
Coding region: 115-1077 (320 amino acids)
Source: RefSeq, a predicted model, not a curated record
UUCAUUAACGAUUACUAUUAUUUAGUACUGUUAUACUACUUCUAAUAAAGUUAUUUUAUAAGUUUAUUAAAAUAAAAUUUUCAUUACAAUUUUUUGAUUAAUUUUCUUGUAAAAAUGUUAUUCCGAUUAUUUAUUUUCAAUUUUUAUAGUUUUUGGAUUAUAAAUCAAGGUUUGAUGGUUUACAGUGUCCCAAAAUCAGAUUUAUAUUUAAAAUAUGUUAUCGAUGUAUUCAAUCAUAUUCGUAUACAAGAUGGAUGGGAUUUAGAGGAAGCGUGUAAAAUCAAGAUCGGUGAAAAUUCACAUAAAGUUUCUUUUAAUGAAAUUUUAACAAAAGCAGUGGAUAAAAGCAAUUUUUCUGAAAAAAUACCAUUGAUAAACAACUUAAUCAAUCUUAAGUACACUGAAAUUUUGAAAGUAUUCAAUAUUAUUUUGGAUCGUUUUAUUCAAAAAUGUUACAAUUACAAAAAAGACGAACGAUAUGAAGUAUUUAUUAAAUGCUCUCUAUCUUUACAGAAAACAUUAGAGAAUUCAAAAGACAUGCUUUCAAAAUUUUCGCGUGCUACUGAAUUCUUAAGUAAUAUUAAUGAAAAACUCACUGUAGAUUAUGGAUUAGAAUUAAAUAGUAUUGAUAAACAAUUUCGGAUAAUAAAUCAACAAUCAUCAACAAUAUCAAUUAAUAAAUAUGAUACAGUAUAUGUUUCUCUUAAGAAUAUGGAAACUUUUCAAAUCUUUUGUAACACAAUAAAAAACAAAAUAAUAGAACUUGACAUGAUAAAUGAAAAAUGGUGUUGUUUUAAUAACAACUCUGUUCUAGCUACUUUACUUACGCUGUAUGGUGUACAAUAUGACAAAAACCCUGCUACUGACCGCGUUGAAAAUAUUUUUAACAAUUUAAAAACGUUAUAUGAAAUAACAAUUCAAAACGACUUUUAUAAUUUGGGCUUUACACAACUAAUCUAUUCUACAGCAAACGGGUACAUAAAGCCACCUUUCGAAAAAAGAGUAAAGAAAGUAAGUUAUUCCAAACCACCACUCAAAAGAGAUAGAGAAGAUCGAGAAUUUAAACCAAAUAAUUAAUAAGAUUGCGUAUAAUAAUCGAUUAAACUUUUUAACAUGUAUUAAUAAAAAAAAUAUAUUGUGUUUAAUAUUAAAAUUAUUAUUUUGCACUAUCUAACUUUUAAUUAAAACUGAAAUUUAAUUGCAAAAGGUUUAUACCUUUUAGCUUCGAUGCGAAGCUGAGAAGGUAUUAUUUUACUAUGAUUAUUAACUUUUUUAAAAAUAACCAAAUCAAUAUAAUUUUUUUUAUAUAGAUGCAUGAUAUCGUUACCUUUCAUUUUUUAUAUAAAUCUGACCCUUUAUCUGCCCACAGAGGGGAUUUAAAAUGACAACUAUUUCACAAAAAAUUAAUUUUUUCAACUUUACUUAUGAAAAUGUUCCGAAAAGUCUGACACUUUUAUAUAUAUCUUAAAUUAAAGCUAAUGUAAUGUACUUUAUAAUGGAAAAAAUAAUUUCGGACUUUAUUUUGUCUUCACGAUGAAAAUGGCUACCGAAUGUUAUUUUUGUGUGAAAAUUCUCGAUUUUAUUUUUUACAUUUUUAACUUUAUAAUGGUAUAACUUAUUGAAAAGUGUAUGGAUCAACAUAAAUUUUUUAUGAGAGAUAAUAUUUUUUAAUAAUCCCUUUUUCAUUCGACAUACUUUAUCUUAAUCAGGAUAUUAAUAAGGAACAAACAGAUCAUGUAGCUUUUGGAAUAAUCCAUCAAUUUUUUAAAAUUAAACACUAUCUAAAAAUUUGCAUCGAAGCGUUUUUAUUUUAUAGUGAUUUUAAUUACUGUCAUUAUAGUUAGAUAUCAUUAUAGUUGAUCCAACUAUGCACGUCACCACUAUGCUGCAACCCCUCUGUCCAGUACAGUUUUUUUUUUAAUUAGUAUUAUCGCUAUUAUUUUUGCAUAAAUGUAAAAAAUGUAAACAAAAAUUAUAUAUUGUCUUAUUUUUUGCCACUAUACAUACUUAUACACUAUCAUACUAUUAUUUUUUUUUUAAUCUAUAAUAUUUUUUUUUAAUCUAUCAUUCAAAUGCAAUUGCACAUGUUAUUAACUUUUAACUAUUUACAUUUUCUACUAGUAUUAAAUAUUCACAUAAUAAUCAUUAUAUAUCGUAAAUACUAAAUUUAUUAAUCAACUUUUAUUAUACAAUUAUUCUUAUUAUAUUUAAUAAUUUUUUUGCCUAUGUUAAACUAUAGUUGUGAGGACACAAUACUUAAAUAAUUAGGACGGAUGUCGUAAUAUGCCUAAUGCUUUGCGUUGCGCAUCUUACAUUUGUCAAUUAAAAAGGUAUAAUCUGUAUAUUAUAUUACUAGUAUACAAACAAAUAAUUUAUUUAUCUGUCAUAACAUAUACACUUUUGUACAUGUAUAAAGCUA